Molecule: messenger RNA, 555 nt
Organism: Thermothielavioides terrestris NRRL 8126
Lineage: Eukaryota; Fungi; Ascomycota; Sordariomycetes; Sordariales; Chaetomiaceae
Exons: 1
Coding region: 1-555 (184 amino acids)
Molecular function (GO): protein binding
Source: RefSeq, a predicted model, not a curated record
AUGGAUCUCACCUCACAUGUCUCGCACAAUCCGGUGUUUCUCGCCCUCCCUGCUGAGCUUGUCGAGCGCGUCGCCUGCUUUCUCCUCGAACAAGACCUCCUCAAUUUUCGGCGUACCUGCCGCCGAUUCCACCACAACUCGCAAACUGCUUUCGCCAACACCUUUUUCUCCACCGUCACCACCGACCUCUGCCUGGCCUCUUUUCAGCGCCUCCAGCGCAUCGCCCAAGAUGACCUCCCCCGCCACUACGUCCGCACCGUCAUCUUCACCUCCAAAGCGCCCUGUCCCAACCGCCCACGUCACGCCCCAGGUCAAGGCUACCACUGGUCCCGCACCCCGGGCCCCCAGUUUCAAGCGCAAUACCUCAACCCUGACGUCACAUCCAACCCGUCGAUCAGCGACUUCUGUACCACCCUCGCAGCGCCCAGCAACCUGCGAUUGUUCCCGCGGUGUAAGAUUGAUAUUAAUGAAAGACUCCUCAACAGCCCAGGCGAUGCCCGCCUGCUGUUCUCUCAGACACCCAUUGCAAUAAGCGUUAUGAUGGUCAAGGGCUAA